AUGAUCAGUACAGUGAUGUGCCAUGCUGAAAGUGAUCACGCCUGGGUGUCGCGGAGCUUUGACCUGAGAAGCGCAUACAGGCAGUGCGCGGUGCAUCCUGAAUCCCGGCAGUUUUCAUAUAUUGUUGUUGGAGAUCCCAACACGUCUUCAUUGAAAGCCUUUCGUCUCAAGGCGCUCCCCUUUGGAAGCGUGAAAUCUGUGCACAGCUUCCUUCGAAUAGCACACAGCUUGUGGGCCAUCCUGACACCAGUCUUCUGGGUGAUAACAACCAAUUAUUUCGAUGAUUUUGUGUCCAUUGCUGAUUUCCGUGAAGCUGCAUCAGUGGACUACACCGUAAAGGCUGUCUUCAGACUGUUGGGUUGGCGAUUUGCCGAAGAUGGACCAAAGGCACCGCCUUUCAGCAGCAAUCUUGUGGCUCUUGGAGUGCAGUUUGAUGUGUCAAGGUUACAUCAAGGAUUGGUCAAGGUCGCUAACACCGAGAGCAGGCGGGAUGAGUUGGCCCAGGCAUUGGAUCAGGCUGUGACGUCGAAAUCCCUGGCGAAGCUUGAAGCCCUUAGAUUGCGAGGGCGGAUGCAAUUCGCAUCUGGGCAGUUUUAUGGGCGCCUAGCCCGGCGGUGCCUGGCAGUGGUAACGCAGCAUGCCUAUGGCUCUGAGUCAUCAACACUGGCUGAAGCUGCGAUACAUGCCCUGUCUCGUUUUAGAGACAUGCUGGUCAAUGGUGUGCCGAGGAUGAUUUCAUCGAAGGCUACAACAACAUGGUUUAUUUUCACUGAUGCUUCGCAUGAACCACAUGAGUCGGAACCUUUCUCUGGCGUUGGUGGGGUCUUGGUGGACCAGCUUGGGUGCAGGCGCCGCUUUUUCUCAGAAAGGCUGUCACCUGACCUCCUAUGUGACAUCAAUGUUUCUCGAAGGAAGACCAUCAUUUAUGAGUGCGAAUUUUUCUCUGUGCUUUGUGCAAUGAUUGAUUGGAAAGAUUUUCUUCAUCAAUGCAACGUGGUGAUCCAUACCGACAAUGUUUUCCGAGACAUUACUGCAGACGGCAAUGUGUGGGACCAGGACUCUCUGGUCUUACCUCAGCAUGCAGAAGUCCUGUCCAAAGAUUCUCUGCUCCCACUGCCCAGUUUCUUCUUGGCGCCUGAUGUUGGCCUGAAGGCCUGUCCGUCAAGAUCUUCACUCACACGCUCUGGUUCUCGCAGCAGUUUCUCCUCAGAGUCCUCAGACGGAACCUUCGAGUCAGCGCUGCCGGACCAGGUCGUCCUGCGAAGCACUGGGUCCGAACGGUGCGUGAACCGCCAUGAGGAGGAGAUCUCCGCGAGCGCGAGCAGAUUGCUAUGGCUUCCCAUGGAGCAGUGCAAACGGAGAAUCUUAGACGAGGUACGGCUGCGCCAACUGCGUGCGGAAUUGCCCUUGAAGUGCCGAAUGGCCAGUGUUUGGCGCCUUCUCUAUAGCCCUGAAGUGCACGGGGUCUCCAUAGGCACCUUCUUCCGGCAGUGCCAGGCUUGGCCAGGAGAAACGCUGCUGCUGAUUGAGGAUAGCAAUGGUGCUGUCUUCGGUGGUUUCGCCUCUCAUACCUGGCAGGCGCAGUCUCGUUACUUCGGCCACCCGGAGUGCUUCGUCUUUCGCUUUCCGCCGGAAGAUGAUCGAUGCGAAGUCUUUGGAUCGGCUGGGCACAAUGAGUACUUCCUUUUUGCUGACUGCAGUGGCCUGAUGAUGGGCGGCGGAAGGCAUCCAGCCAUUUGGAUUGAUCAAAACUUCCUGAAGGGCACCUCAAUUCUGGCUCGGAAUUUCAGAGACUUGGGGAAGGCAGCGUGGAUUUGGUCGAGGAUGCUGAUUUCAAGAUACCAAAUACAGACAAGGAAGUGCUACGGACACCUGGGUUGUUCUUGUUUUCAAAGUGCUGGGGAGGCCAACGCCGAGACUUGUGCUCUUCAUGCUUUCUCCAUAAUUCUCCUGUUCCUGCAGUCUCCAGUCUCCAAGGGCCCCUGCAAGACGUUUGGCACAACGGCAGCAUUGACACCGAAGCUGGAGUCUGGCAGUGAGUCGACUGGUGAGUCUCUACAGUUCGUGGACUUUGUGGUGAGAUCUUUUGAGUGCUGGGGCUUCGAUAGUUCAAAGCCAGAGGACCCGAAGAACUCCAACUGGACCUCCAAAGACGAACGCAGCCUACGGAACCUACCUCGCCUCAUGGCUCGAGCAGAGGAGUCGGACGUUUGCAAUGCUUACGCCGAGCAGGGCGGUGCACGACAUCCCGCAGUGGAAGAGCUCGUGUGGCGGGUGUGGGAGUCGCAGCAUCGGCAGCACAUUCGAGACCCCGAGUUCCUUGUGACGGCUGCUCCGGGGACCAUCCAGGUCUUAGGCCGAGCUUCUGGCAAGGAGAACUGGGCCUUGAACGGUGAGUACAAACUCAUCGGCUUGCAUCAAGGAAAGGUCGCAUAUCAGAAGGCAGGCAAGUUCAAGCAUGCCAUCAGCAGCUGGAUUGCACGAGUUGUCCCGGAGACACCGACCCCUGCCUCCUUUCAGAAAUCUGCCCGAGGAUAUUGGAGAGUUGGUGACAGGUGGCUGAUAGAUCUUGAAGGUCUGCGAGACGUUGACAUUUGCAACGCCUAUGCAGAUGCCCAAAGUACCAGUUAUCCAGGUGAAAUUCGACUCUCGUGGCACAUCUGGGACUCCACCAGGCAGCGGCACGUCCUUGAUAGCAGCCUCUGCACCUUGGUGACACCUUCGUGCAUUGAGGUGGUAGGUCGUGAGUCUCCCAAAGAGAAUAUGGCCAUGAAUGGUAGCUACCAUUUGGUCGGCUUGCACGCUGGUCAGCCCGCUUACAUGAAGGACGAUGGCAGUGGUCAUGCGAUACGCUACUGGCCUCGCGAGGAGCGCUGGCUCAUUGACUUGGACGGACUGUUCCUCGGACCUGGGCGACAGAUGGCCAGAUGGCCCUUUUUUUUGAUUUUCGAGGGUUUUGACAUAGAAAUAUGUGGAAGAUCAAUGAACAUCAAGCAUUUCUAG
Molecule: messenger RNA, 3003 nt
Organism: Cladocopium goreaui
Lineage: Eukaryota; Dinophyceae; Suessiales; Symbiodiniaceae
Source: the annotation of a GenBank genome assembly